Molecule: messenger RNA, 1702 nt
Organism: Chlamydomonas reinhardtii
Lineage: Eukaryota; Viridiplantae; Chlorophyta; Chlorophyceae; Chlamydomonadales; Chlamydomonadaceae
Exons: 7
Coding region: 100-792 (230 amino acids)
Biological process (GO): cytoskeleton organization
Molecular function (GO): actin binding
Source: RefSeq, a predicted model, not a curated record
CUAAGUUUCCUGGACUCCUUUGAAACACAGCUUAGCUCACGCGCCGCUAGAAGUACCCUGGCCCGGCUCAAUGUGAGGACCUGGGUCGGCGUUGCAGGCAUGGAAGCCGGGGCGCCUGGGGGCAGGGCCGGUGUCUCGGCGGUUGCGGAGACCCAGCGAGGGGGCGGAGGCGGAGGUGCAAACAGCGGCAGGGGCGCUGCCAUCGGAGCCACGGUGCCUGCAGUCAUCCUGCGCCGCAUCUCAUCGGUCCACAACUGCUGCGAGCUCCUGGCGUUGGCGCGGGGGGUGGAGGGCGCCGCGUUCGCACCCAUAGCGGCCGCCCGCCUGCGCUACGCCGUCAACAGCUUUGAGACGCUGGUGGGGCUGCGUGAUGCGGCCACACUGCGGGCCUGCCUGGGGCCGGACGUGCACGACAGCCUAGCGGCCGCGCUGGCGGAGCAGCGGUCCUGCCUGGCCUCCAUAAAGGCGGGACUGGGCCGAGUGCGGGAGCGCCAGGCCCCGCCGGCGGAGGCCGCAGCGCCGCGGCAGGAGACGUCCGUGGCGGGCCGGCCGGUGUGCUACCCGCUGGCAGCACUGGCGCCCGGGCUGACGUGGCCGCCCGACGUGGACGGCGGCUGCAGGGAGCAGUGGCUCGGCGCGGACGACUGGGCGGCGGCGUUCGGCCCGAUCGCAGGUGCUUGUGGCGGCGGCGGCGGCGGCGGCGGCAGUGGCGGUGGGCUGUCGUACCAGGAGUUUGUGGCGCUGCCGGCCUGGCGGCGGAACAAGCUCAAGCAGGCGGCUGGGCUGUUCUGAGAAGGUGGCCGCGCUUGUCAUUCUGCAUAUCUUUCCAUGCAUUGCGUCAUGUUACAAGUUGUGAGGGCGGCUCCGCCGCCGGGGAGGGUACCUGCAAGCAGAGAACUGCGGUCUUCGUGCGGGGUUGGGAGGGCGAGCCCGAACCGCCGUGUGACCACGCAGACCGCGCAGUCAGGGACGACGGUAGUCAGUACUGACAGAAGGAAACUCGCAAAGUAGCGAGCGCGACCCCGCGCUCCGCUACUAAACCGGGCCCACCGCCCAUGCGGCGCAUGGGCCCCAAUGAACAAACACACACGCCACGCCCCUUCGGGGCCCACAACAACGUACACUCCGAACGCAGGAAACCUUGGUUUCCGACAACUCGCUGCGCUCGAGCGGAAACCAUCAGUAGCCUACUUGCAGCGGAAACAGGGAGAUCCGCAUUGGACCUCAUAACCGCUCUGGGGACACAGGAGUGGUUUCUGGGGAGCUGGAUGCGGCUGGUAUGUCUGUGCGGCUGUUGGGGCGUCCAGUGUUGGGGCGUCCAGAUCUUCCAGAUGUGUGCGUCAACAAAUGUCGUUGGUGUGCGGCAAGGUGGCGCGCACGGUGUAGCAUGCGGUGCUGUCCAUGUCAAGUAGGCUGUAUGUGCAAAACACCGCCGCGUCCAACUGCGAAGCACUGGGGGAAGGGGGGGGGGCCGAGAACAGGUUUGUUCCGGGUCUGGGGGCUGGUUCUGGGCUUCUGGCCGGUGGAGCUUCCAGAUGUGACCAUCGGCGGGAGUUCCUGUACUCAGUGCAGACUCUGCGUACUAGCAUACUGCGGGGCGAUUGAGCGGACUGAACCUGUUUUGUUCUGCUAUAUGCGCCUCCGGACUCAUAGGAGUUAGUGGGGCCGCAUGGACUACGACGCCAUGUAAAUGCUCAUGCUC